Helianthus annuus (common sunflower) is the source of this 1104-nucleotide messenger RNA. RefSeq names its product glycerophosphodiester phosphodiesterase GDPD2. Gene Ontology annotation, biological process: glycerophospholipid catabolic process; proteolysis. Lineage: Eukaryota; Viridiplantae; Streptophyta; Magnoliopsida; Asterales; Asteraceae. Gene Ontology annotation, molecular function: peptidase activity; phosphoric diester hydrolase activity. The record is from RefSeq and is a predicted model, not a curated record.
AUGGCAAAAAAGCCCAAGUCCAACGGGUAUACUCGAAACCCGAAAUAUACGGGCCGGGGCAAUGUAGUUGAAAAACGGGUCACCGAUCUGACAUUAGAUGAGUUCUUCAGUUAUGGUCCUCAGAAAGCAACAGAUGAGGUAGGCAAGUCUUUGCUAAGGAAAUCAAGAAAGAUUGUGCGUUAGGAAGUUGAGAUCGACGAUCAUUCUUGCACUUUAGCAGAAGCUUUUCAAAAAGUGAACCCUUGUUUGGGAUUCAACAUUGAGUUGAAGUUUGAUGAUUAUGUUGUUUAUGAACAAGAGUAUCUCAUUCAUGUUCUUCAAGUAAUGUUGAAGGUGGUGUAUGAAAAUGCCCAAGAAAGAUCUGUACUUUUCUCUAGCUUCCAGCUUAAUGUAGUCUUGAUGAUGAAGAAACUUCAGCAUCAGUACUCGGUGUACUUCUUGACAAACGGAGGAAACGAGACAUAUGACGAUGUUCGAAUGAAUUCGUUAGAAGAAGCAAAGAAUCUGGCCAUAUCGGGCGGAUUAGACGGCGUUGUUUCAGAAGUAAAGGGUAUAUUUAGAAACUCAGUAGAUACGAUACGAUUUCGCCGACUGCUUAUCUCCUUCAGAAGUGGGAUGCCAAACAUGGCAUACAUUUACGCUAAUGAUUUCAUCGACGUUUUGAAAACAAAGCAUGCAAUGGAUACAUAUAGUCAGAUGGUUAUAUAUGUAGAAGCAUGUGAAAGUGGAAGCAUUUUCGAAAGUCUUAUAUCCGAAGACCUAAAAAUAUAUGUCACAACUGCAUCGAAUGCAACCGAAAAUAGUUGGGGCACUUAUUGUCCCGGUAUAACCCCUCCCCCACCUAAAGAGUAUAAGACUUGCUUAGAUGUGGAGUAAGAUUCGGGUAUUCAUGACGCUUUCCUGAUAUAAACUUGCACAAAAUGUUUGCAGGUGACUGUUAACAUAAACCGUCCCUCACCCUAACGACUGUUAUUUUUUUGUUAUCGUUUAAAACCGUCCCUCACCCUAACAACUGUUAUUUUUUCGUUAGGUUUGAUAUUCUUAAAUACAGGGUUGUUCAUUACAUAUCAAUAUAGGAUUAAUUCUACAUGUGAAUUAUUUCUA